AAUGGAGCCGUUGACGCCACCUCACACGCCACCGGCGAUCCAUCCGCAACAGCAACAGCAGUUACAACAAAUGCAAAUGACGUCGCCCCGGUGGAUCAGAUCUCAACAAUUAACCAACAGGCUCGGACAUCAGCCGCCGAGCGGGCAGAACGUUGGAUAUCAAGCAGCGUUCAUUGACAAUUGGCUGAGGGGCGCAGCUCUGUUGGCAGUGAGGGGUUGCUGCCCCCAGACCUCCGUCCAUCCUUAUCAUCAAGGUCAUCAAUUACACCCGCCGAUACCGCCGCCGCCAGCUUCGUUCUUCGCCAGGAGACUGCCUGGACAGAGGCCCAAGAAACAAUUCAUCUGUAAGUUCUGCAAUCGGCAAUUCACGAAGAGCUACAAUUUGUUGAUCCACGAGAGGACACACACCGACGAGAGGCCGUAUUCUUGUGACAUUUGCGGGAAAGCGUUCAGGAGGCAAGAUCACUUGAGGGAUCAUAGGUGCAACGUCCAGGGUGUCAUAACCAGAUAG
Molecule: messenger RNA, 511 nt
Organism: Ceratina calcarata
Lineage: Eukaryota; Metazoa; Arthropoda; Insecta; Hymenoptera; Apidae
Gene: odd
Product: odd skipped
Exons: 2
Coding region: 2-511 (169 amino acids)
Biological process (GO): embryo development; embryonic pattern specification; regulation of transcription by RNA polymerase II
Cellular component (GO): nucleus
Molecular function (GO): DNA-binding transcription factor activity, RNA polymerase II-specific; RNA polymerase II transcription regulatory region sequence-specific DNA binding
Source: RefSeq, a predicted model, not a curated record